UCUGUUGCUAGCUGGUUGUUAUAGUGAUAAACUGAGGCCUUGCCUCUUGGCUUCUCCUUGAAAGAAAAACCUUUAAUUUCUCGAGGGAAGGAAAAGAAGAGAAGGGGGAGAAGGGGGGGCAGAAUUACAUGAGAAAGAAAAACAUUAUCUGGCUGAGAAGCGAAUAGCAGAAGGGGCAUCACCGCACGAGAAGCAUUCACUGGCCAUGCCAGUGCUUGCAACUAAUGCUGAGUCAGAAACAGGUAUCCCAAAAUCCCUUUCUAAUGAGCUUCCUUUGGAAACCAUGGAGGAGAUAGAACACACAUGCCCUCAGCCUCGAUUGACGUUGUAUGCACCUGCUCCAUUUGCAGGUGAAACAAGCUGUCAGUGCAGAGCUCCUCAUGAGAAGCUCACCGUUGCUCAGGCCCGCCUUGGAACACCAGUGGACAGACCUGUCAGAGUCUAUGCAGAUGGAAUAUUCGAUCUCUUCCAUUCUGGUCAUGCUAGAGCUCUGAUGCAAGCCAAAACACUUUUCCCCAAUAGCUACUUGUUGGUAGGAGUUUGCAGUGAUGAUCUAACCCAUAAGUUUAAAGGGUUCACUGUUAUGAAUGAAGCGGAGAGGUAUGAGGCCCUCAGACACUGCCGCUACGUAGAUGAAGUCAUCAGAGAUGCUCCGUGGACACUCACACCAGAGUUCCUGGAAAAGCACAAGAUUGAUUUUGUAGCCCAUGAUGACAUUCCAUAUUCCUCUGCUGGUUCAGAUGAUGUUUACAAGCAUAUAAAGGAGGCAGGAAUGUUUGUACCAACUCAGAGAACUGAAGGCAUCUCAACUUCAGAUAUUAUCACUAGAAUUGUGCGUGAUUAUGAUGUCUAUGCCCGUCGCAACCUUCAGAGAGGAUAUACUGCUAAAGAGCUGAAUGUCAGCUUUAUAAAUGAGAAGAAAUAUCGCUUUCAGAACCAAGUAGACAAAAUGAAGGAAAAAGUGAAAAAUGUGGAAGAAAAGUCUAAAGAAUUUGUGAAUCGUGUGGAAGAAAAAAGUCAUGAUCUCAUUCAGAAAUGGGAAGAAAAAUCUAGAGAGUUUAUUGGAAACUUCUUAGAGCUGUUUGGGCCAGAUGGCACUUGGAAGCAGAUGUUUCAAGAGAGGAGUGGGCGUAUGCUUCAAGCCCUGUCUCCAAGGCAAAGCCCUACAAGCAGUCCAACACGGGGACGUUCCCCAUCACGGUCUCCCUCUCCCCCUUCCCCCUGGCUUAUCAGAAAGGCUUCACCCCCUUCCUCUCCAAAAGCUGCCUCAGCAUCCAUUAGCAGCAUGAGUGAAGGAGAUGAGGAUGAAAAGUAAAAAGGCAAAGGCAAAAAGAAGGAGUAGUAAUUAGGAAAAAAGAAAGAAAAUACCUAAAUGGCCCGUUAAUUCACAAGUGAAGUGGAGAGAAGAAAGGAAAAAAAUGAUGCAUGAGAUCUUUCUGAAAAAGGAAAGGGCACCAUACAGACACUGGAGCACUGAAGAUCUCAGCUACAGCAUAACUUGCUGAAAGGUGGGGUUGCCAGACCAGCAGCACACAAUGAAAGGAUAUGCAGAAAUCUUACAUAUUUCCCAACCAUUAUGAGCAUGUCAUUGUGCUAUUGCUGUGGUUGCUGCUCAAGCCACUGAAGAGCUUAUGAGGAAUCUUGCAUUCAAGGGGAACCUUGCAUCUUUUCAGAGGAACCAGUUAGACGUAUGGUAUUAAGUGGCAUUCCCUUUGGCUAGACGAGAGACAUCUAUGUUUGAACUCCACUGCAUAUCUGCUAAGAAGCUGGACUUUACUAGAACAAAAAUGAAGUACUAUCUGGAAACAGCAAAAGCUCCCACACUGCAAACAAGGGAGAACAAGAAACCCCAAAAUCAAACCAUGCCAGAAGAACUAAACUCUCUAUCUUUCACAACAGACAGACAUAAUUUGGAUCUAUUAAGUUUAUUGAAUGUUGCUUGUUGAGCAGGCUUUUGUACAGGGUAAGGUUAUUUUAAUGUGAAAACAAUUUGCUUGAUCAACUCUUAUUAUGUUCUACUAGUGCCUCCAAAGCUAACUUUUCUUCCUUUCUUCCUUUCUUUUGGUCAGAGUUUUCUCCUCGGCUUUAGCUGCACAUUUAAAAUAAUUUCAUAUCUGGGAAAUUGUAUUGAUUAAUCCACAGACCAAGGUCCAAGCUAGUCCCCAUAUAA
Molecule: messenger RNA, 2170 nt
Organism: Elgaria multicarinata webbii
Lineage: Eukaryota; Metazoa; Chordata; Lepidosauria; Squamata; Anguidae
Gene: PCYT1B
Product: phosphate cytidylyltransferase 1B, choline
Exons: 8
Coding region: 206-1315 (369 amino acids)
Biological process (GO): CDP-choline pathway
Molecular function (GO): phosphatidylcholine binding; choline-phosphate cytidylyltransferase activity
Source: RefSeq, a predicted model, not a curated record